Molecule: messenger RNA, 336 nt
Organism: Fulvia fulva
Lineage: Eukaryota; Fungi; Ascomycota; Dothideomycetes; Mycosphaerellales; Mycosphaerellaceae
Product: 60S ribosomal protein L33-A
Exons: 3
Coding region: 1-336 (111 amino acids)
Biological process (GO): cytoplasmic translation; ribosomal large subunit biogenesis
Cellular component (GO): cytosolic large ribosomal subunit; ribosome
Molecular function (GO): structural constituent of ribosome
Source: RefSeq, a predicted model, not a curated record
AUGUCUUCCGCCGACGCAAAGGGACACAGAUUAUACGUCAAGGGCAAGCACCUUUCGUACCAGCGUGGCAAGCGCAACACCAACCCAAACACAUCGCUCAUCAAGAUCGAGGGUGUUGACGAGCCAAAGGGCGCAUCAUUCUACCUGGGCAAGCGCAUCGCAUACGUCUACCGUGGCAAGAAGGAGAUCAGAGGCACUAAGAUCCGCGUCAUCUGGGGCAAGGUUACUCGGACACACGGCAACUCCGGCCUCGUGAGAGCACAGUUCCGCAACAACCUCCCGGCCAAGUCCUUCGGCGCCAUGGUGCGCAUCAUGCUCUACCCAAGCGCGAUAUAA